AAGAGGCCAAAGUCUGGUUUAUUUAACUCCAGGUCAAUAACUUUUCCAGCCGGACUCUGGCUGCCAAGGAAGAUGGGCGAUUUGAAUCCACGCAGUGUCCUGGUGACAGGAUCUAAUCGGGGCAUCGGCCUGGAGCUGGUGAAGCAGCUGGUGGGGAAGAGCAACCCACCAGAAUGGAUCUUUGCCACUUGCCGGGACCCAGAGGGACCACGUGCAAAGGACUUGAAGAACCUGGCUGCCCAACACCAGCCCCGAGUACAGAUCAUCCAACUUGAUGUUUCUGAUCCAUCCAGCAUCAAAGCUGCUGCAGCCAUGAUUACAGAAUGUCUAAAUGGAGCUGGGUUGAAUCUGUUGGUCAACAAUGCUGGGGUAGUAAAGGAAUCCAAUCUGGAAUCAGAGACACCAGAACAAAUGUUAGAGGUGUACAAUACCAAUGUGAUUGGUCCCACAAUGAUGAGUCAGGUGUUCUUACCCUUGCUGAAGAAGGCAUCCCAGGAAUGUACCCUGAAAGGAAUGAGCUGCAGCAAAGCUGCAAUUGUGAAUAUGUCCAGUGACUGCGGCUCCAUUGCCAAUGUCCUGGCAUGGGAUAUUGGACAAAUCCCCAGCUAUCGCUGCAGCAAGGCUGCUUUAAACAUGCUCACUCGAUGUCAGUCCCUGCAAUAUGCUGAAGACAAGAUCCUGUGCAUUGCAUUGCACCCGGGAUGGCUGCAGACAGAUAUGGGAAACGCAGCAAUAAUGGCCCCAACAACAGUUGAGGAUGGUGUACAAGAGAUUCUUAAAAGACUUGCCCAACUUUCUGAGAAAGAAACUGGCACUUUUGUGAACUGGGAUGGAAAAACUCUUCCCUGGUAAUCUAUCAACUUUCAGUGAAUCUGCCUUUUAAGAGAAAGCCCUGAAGCGGGGCAAGGAGAUUGGCUACAAUAAAUGAGUUUUGAUGUGUAAUUUUCCUCUUAAAAAUCUUACAGCUCCAUUUUCCUUCCUUCCAACUGUUGCUCUGGCUAGGUAGGGCUGGACUUUGCUUGUUUUUUAAACUGGGCAGUGGUGGGAUUUCUGCAGGAAGGUGCAGGAGGGCCACCAGCAGGGCAACCCAAGCAAAAGGAUGAGCAAGGAGGACACCAGUGAGGUUGGGGAAGGGUGAAAGAGUCAUCUCCACUCGCACCCAUUCUCCAUCCUGAACACAUGUUUUAAACAGUGGGCAGUAGAAGAGACUCUGCAGAUAAUGGCUUGAACGUAGAACAAGAAAUAGUGGGAGUCCCAGGAAAAGGCUGCUGUGAUUUUUAGGUUUCUUUUUCACACCCUCAGAAUAUGUCAGACUAGCCUUUUAUCAUAAAUCAGAAGUUGCUACAGACUUUCUCUCGCCACCGUUUAACUGUACACACAAAACAGCUGGGAGGAAAGAAAUUCAACCUUUAAGAUUUGUUUCAUUCAGUAACAAACCCUUUUCCAGAAUUGUUGCAACAUCGUUGCCAAAAAAAGAUCCAAACUGAUUAUAGCAUUUCCAGCAGUUUUUAGAAUAGGAAUGAUUUAUUUUGGCAAUCAGAACUGGAAAAAUAUAACUGUGGCAAAACAUCUUGUAACAGUUUAAGUGCAGCAUCCACCGUAAAUGUAAUAUUUGUCUUCCACUGAUAUUCCCAUUGUUGUAUAUCAUUUGUCCUGUUUAAAUCUUACAUCUGUUUGAUCAUACAGUUGUUAAGCUGUUUGGUUUCCGAAUUGUACUUCAGUAACAACUUGUAAGUAAGUUGCAACAAAUGUUCUGGGGUUUGGGUUGUAAGUUUUUCAAAUUCAGUCAAGAAUCUGAGUAUUCUACCUUGGUUUUGUAAUCUCUUUCAAACUGUGGUACUUAAAGAUAUCAAAACCAGCGAGGUGGUUCUGGCCAUUUCAAGGAAAGAAUCUCAAAAGAUUUCAUUUUUGUUUUAUUAAAAAUGGAGUAUUGUGAUCUACAUGAACUGUUAUUACUCCACUGAUUUUUUUUGUAUAUUCACCUUCAUGAAAAUAAAUAUCUAAUGUUGCCGCAAA
Molecule: messenger RNA, 2016 nt
Organism: Candoia aspera
Lineage: Eukaryota; Metazoa; Chordata; Lepidosauria; Squamata; Candoiidae
Exons: 6
Coding region: 73-852 (259 amino acids)
Cellular component (GO): cytoplasm
Molecular function (GO): oxidoreductase activity
Source: RefSeq, a predicted model, not a curated record